Molecule: messenger RNA, 881 nt
Organism: Paramormyrops kingsleyae
Lineage: Eukaryota; Metazoa; Chordata; Actinopteri; Osteoglossiformes; Mormyridae
Source: RefSeq, a predicted model, not a curated record
GCACAGCGCAUGGUGUCUCAUGUCAUACUGAUCGGCUUAUUCGGUGUCUGAGUUUGCCUACAUCAGGUGUAGGUUGCGUGUUCGCUCCUUAGUCUUUGUGAACAUGUUCAGCAGUGCCGUGAGAACAGUCUUUUUAACUCGCGGCCACCCCAGGUCCGGUAGAUGCUGGGCUCGGUUAAGUCGCGUUACUCCACUGCUGGCUUCUGCCAGGUCUGUGCAGGACAGCGCAGAGGACAACGGUGGCCCCAAGGAGCGCUUUGACACCUCCUUACUGGAAUUCCUCGUUUGCCCGCUGUCUAAAAAAGCGCUACGGUAUGAUGAAAAGACCAACGAACUGAUCAACGACGACCUGGGCAUCGCCUACCCCAUCAUCGAUGGGAUUCCCAACAUGAUUCCUCAGGAUGCUAGAAUGAUCCAAAGGAGUUCUGACCUGGGGGAGUCACCCCAGCCAUAAAACAGUGACAUGUUCUUCCCCAAGAUGUAUUAUGCGGGCUCUGUCUGAUUUGGGUUUUGGUUUGAUACUGUGGAUGACUUUAUCCAAAGGGAAACACUUACGCCAAUAAAUGUCAGCCAGACCCAUUUCUACAGACAGAUACAUUUACUCAGAUAAUUCAGGUAAAUCGCUAGAACUAAGGUACAACAGCAGUGUCCUUCUGAGAAAACAUGAAGCAGCAGGCAGUCAGCUGCAGACUAGCAUCACAUUCAGGUGUCCAUGUUUCUGCUGUCAGCCAUCAUCCUUAUCUCUGUUUUCUACUUUAAAACUGCACUGCGUCAAAGGAAAAUUCUCGCUGAUAUGGAAAUGUGUUUCCUUUCCAGUGAAAUAUGCAGUGACUUCCCUUGUGAUCUUACAGUUAAGAUUAAAUAUGUCUGUAUGACACAGA